UCCCCCAUUAUUUUAUUCCCCUUUGUAACCCCUUAAGAGCUCCUCCCCCGCCCUCUCUCUGCCCUCACCAAACCGAGCGUUAGACGGCUCCCCGUAAAAUAGUUCUCCUCACCGCCAGUUUUUCCAUCCCCCCAAUCCGUCCAUCUUUCUCUCUUCCUCCAGGACAAACCAGCGGCAAUCCGAUCGGGUCACGGCUGGGGCAGUGGAGUCGAUGGUGAUCUCCGCCGAGACGGCCUCGAGGCCGCCGGAUCCCCCGUCGGCGGCCACGGCCGCGUCCUCGAGAGCAGAGACGCAGGGUAACCUCCUUCAUAACUUCUCCUUUCCAGUGCUCAAGACGUGGGGAAACCAGCGGCUCCUUCGUUGCGUGAACGUGAACCGCAAAGGGGAGAUCAUCGGUGGCGGCACAGGCCGGAGAUCGGCGGUCGAGGGAGGCGGGCUGCGGAUCCGAGCUCCGGCGGAGGGCGGCGAGGGCGACGCGGGGCUGGAGGAGGUCAGGGAGAAGCUCCUCAUCCACCUCCGCGAGGCGGCGGACCGGAUGAAGCUGGCGGUCCUGCUUCCUACGGGCGGGUCCCCGGGGAAGCCGGAGCCGGAGCUGGAACUGGAUCCGGAACCCGUGGCGGGAGCGGAGCCGUCUUCGUCGGUGGCGGUGAGGCCGUGGAAUCUGAGGACGAGGAGAGCAGGGUCUAGAGCCCGGAUGGGGAUCGAGCGGCACCUGAGCGUCUCCCCUCCCCGGCCGCCGGUGGCGGCGGAGAGGAGGACGGUCCGGCUGAGGUCGGAGGACUUAGAGCGGAGGGACCGGCCCAAGUUCUCGAUCACGCUCACGAGGGAGGAGAUCGAGGAAGAUAUCUACGCGGUGACGGGAUCCCGCGCCCGCCGCCGGCCCAAAAAGCGGCCUCGCGUCGUCCAGAAGCAGCUCGACGGGUUGUUCCCUGGUUCAUGGUUGUCGGAGAUAACGGCGGACACGUACCGAGUUCCGGAGUAGAGCCCCCCAUGGCCGACCGACGGAGCUGCAAGGAGGUAAGCAUACCUCGUGCGGUGAUAUGAAUCCUUUCUCCGCUGAAGUUGGCUUGAUGGUUUGGGGUUAACUGACUCUAUAAAAAAGUUCGUGCGCAAAGCCUUUUAGGAGAGAGCAGUAACAAAUUAAAUCCUGCUCUAUCUUCUAUCGUACCUAUAGAUAUUCUCUUCUAUAGAAGCUUAUUUAGUCCCGAUAUAAAUAUUUGUUCUCUCUGCACGACUUUUCUUCUGGUCUUGUAUUAUGUGAAACCGUGUUCUUGUUAUUGUAGUCUUUUAGAACAAACUCUUCCUUUCCCUUUGAUGUGCUAAAAAUCAUUUUGU
Elaeis guineensis (African oil palm) is the source of this 1335-nucleotide messenger RNA. RefSeq lists its product as uncharacterized. Lineage: Eukaryota; Viridiplantae; Streptophyta; Magnoliopsida; Arecales; Arecaceae. The record is from RefSeq and is a predicted model, not a curated record.